Messenger RNA from Bipolaris victoriae FI3, 834 nucleotides. RefSeq lists its product as hypothetical. The record is from RefSeq and is a predicted model, not a curated record. The annotation marks the transcript as partial. Lineage: Eukaryota; Fungi; Ascomycota; Dothideomycetes; Pleosporales; Pleosporaceae. The transcript is spliced from 2 exons.
AGCCGUAACGGCACUUCCCUUCUCAACGCAGCUUUCCAACCAUGCGACAACUCGACGAUAUAUUCUGCAUGCUGCAUGACGAACCAUGGCGGCGCAGGAGACUUCGGCAUCGCAGAUGAUGUGUGCAUAGAAAAUGGUCUUUGUCAGAACUAUGCGGUAUACAACGGGAACAACGAGGGUGAGAAAAUUUGGUCAAGACAGGGCUGUACAGAUCCACUAUGGAAUAGCCCGUACUGUCUUGGAGACGUUUGUAACGAACCAGAGUACGCCGACAAAUGGGGCAACGUGGGCGUUCACAACUGUGGAGGAAAAACCUGGUGCUGUGAGGAGAAGACCUGCUGCGAUAAUAAGAGCAACAUCUUCGAACUGGAGGCAACUGUGGGUCCGACACCAACUCUUUCUUCAGCAACGCCCUUUUCGCUAGUGACACCCGCACCCUUAGCUACAAUAUCGUCGGCCUCGACGCCUACCUCGUCCUCUGCCUUCAAUGGAGGCAUCUCAUCAGGUGGUCUUAGUGCAGGCGUGCAAGCUGGCAUUGGGGUUGGUGUAGCAAUCGUUGGAAUCGUGGCGGUUGCAAUCGCAUGGCUGGUAUUCAGGUCGACAAAGUCCAGCAUAGGAAAGGACAGCCCUUCAGACGGCAGCACAUUGCACACGGAUGUGUCACAUGUCGAAAAGCAGCAGCUACGUGCCCAUACACAUGAGAUGUGGUCAAAUCAUGGAUAUAGAGAGUUGGGCCAACGUGAAGAUGCAGAAGUAGCGGCAAUCAGUGUCCCUCAGGAGUUAGAGGAUAGAACUCAAAAUAUACACCAAGGUAUGCGAGUGCCAAAAGCUUAG